AUGCAUGCCCGGACGCCACCGAGAAUUUACAUAACAUCCGUCGAGGAAGGUUCCGUAGACGGACCGUCGACCAACAACGGGCAGUCUUCGACCGAAAUAGACGAACGCGACGGACGUUCGCGACCAAUCCCGUCGAUCGAUCUGGCCAUGGCGUUUGCCGGAAAACAAUCGCAGCCCAACCGGGACGGCGCCGGGACUAUCCCGCUCACCGACGGCACAGUGCUCCGGACGGCUAACCUCGGCGGAAUGCCGGUGACACCGUCAACGGCACCCAGCAAAUGCCCCACGGUUCAGCGCAGCUGGCCGGUCACCUCUCAGCCAGUGGCCCUGUUGGUCGUUUUCGGAUUCCUGUGGGCCAUCGCAUGGUCCAUCCUGCCAGCCGGUCUCUCCGAUCCCACCGGUGGCCUCAUGCGCCUCGUGUUCCUGUUCGUGGGCGCCCAAACGUGCGGUGAGCUCGUUUCGCUGACCGGACUCCCGGACAUGCUCGGCAUGCUGGGCUGGGGCGUCCUGUACGCCAACGUGGGUUGGGCGGACUUCGGUGGCUACGAGCGGCUCGAGGUGUUCCUGCGCGAGAUGGCGCUCGUCAACAUAAUGCUGCUGGCCGGUCUCGGACUGGACUACGCGGCCCUGCGGUCCCUCUUCCGCUUCAUCAUGCUACUAACGGUGCUGCCGAGCGUGGCCGAGGUUGCUGCCACGGCCAUACUCUCACACUACCUCCUCAAGCUGCCCUGGCUCUGGGGCGUCCUUCUGGGGCUGGUGGUGACGGCCAUCUCGCCAAACGUCGUCGUGACGGUGCUGCUGCGGCUGAAGGAGGAGCGGCUCGGUCUGGGCAAAGGCAUUCACACAUUAAUCAUCGCCGUGACAAGCUGUAAUGAUGUUCUGGCAAUUUUCCUGUUCGGUGUCAUCCUGGGCCUGAUCUUCGUCACCGGUAACGUCACCAGCCAGAUCGCGCAGGGUCCGAUCGGCAUCGUAAUUGGGCUCGGCUACGGGUCCGCGUGCGGUCUCGUCCUUCUGCACCUGCCAUCAUACCACGCGAGGUACAGCGUGGGGUUGCGGUUCACGAUGACGGCUCUGGCCGGCACGCUGUCCGUCGUUGGCAGCAAGGCGAUCGGUUACCCGACGGCCGGGGCACUCGGGUGCAUCGUGACGGCGUUCGUGGCCGGCACUGGGUGGCGUAAGCGGCCCGACGGUGGCGCUGGCGAGGUGGGCGUGUACCUCGAUCUCCUGUGGAAGUUUCUGAAGCCCGUGUCCUUCUCGCUGAUCGGCAAGGAAGUCAACUUUUCCGUCUUGGCCGGCGAAACGGUGCUCUAUGGGAUGGUAACGCUCGUCGUUGCCGUGCUGCUUCGACUGGCGUUCUCGUACUGCUCCACUCUAGGUAGCGAGCUGAACUGGAAGGAGCGGUCGUACGUUACGCUGUCCGGCUUCCCGAAGGCCACCGUCCAGGCGGCCCUCGGUCCGGCGGCGCUCGAUCUUGCCCGGGCACUCGGCGCACCGAAGGAGGACUACGGCAGGGCGCAAACCGUGCUGAUUGUGACGGUAUUGGCAAUCAUCUUCACGGCCCCGCUCGGUGCGCUGCUGAUGGUGAAGCUGGCGCCACGGUGGCUGAAACGAUCGGUGACGGCGGAAGACGAUCGGUACCAGUAA
Anopheles cruzii is the source of this 1644-nucleotide messenger RNA. Its product is annotated as sodium/hydrogen exchanger 9B2-like. Gene Ontology annotation, biological process: proton transmembrane transport. Gene Ontology annotation, cellular component: membrane. The transcript has 7 exons. Lineage: Eukaryota; Metazoa; Arthropoda; Insecta; Diptera; Culicidae. Bases 1 to 1644 code for a protein of 547 amino acids. The record is from RefSeq and is a predicted model, not a curated record. Gene Ontology annotation, molecular function: antiporter activity.